AUGGCGACGCUUAGAAAAUUAGACGUCACCGUCGAUGAAAAUAAUCCGAAACCCGGGGCCUUGGAGUUGAUGAAACAUAUCAGGCCUGAAUGGAAGAUUGAUGAUAUACAGCUCAAAGUAUUUACUGAUGGCAUCACAAACAAAAUAUUUGGCUGCUAUUUGCCAGAAAAUAAGCGAGAAAUGGUACUUCUGCGAGUCUUUGGGAAGAAAACUGAAUUGAUUAUUGACAGAGAAAAAGAAAUUGAGAACUUCCAAAUACUACACCGUGCGAAAUGUGGUGCUGAAUUAUAUUGUAUAUUUAACAAUGGUCUGUGUUAUCAGUUUAUUCCGGGUAGUAUACUGGAUGUAGACUUAGUACGGAAUGAUAAAGUUUACCCGUUGAUUGCAAGUAAGAUGGCUAAAAUGCAUACAAUUAAACCAGAAGAUGGCAACGCAAUAGAAGCUAGUUUGUUCCAAACUUUGAGGAAAUGGUACCGGAAUUGUCCCAGAGAGUUUAAGGAUCCAGAAAAAAAUGCCAGGUUUAAAAAGGAUGUUGUAUCUCAUGAACAGCUGGGUAAAGAGGUUGAUGAAUUGGGGGCUGCAUUAAAACCACUGAAUUCACCCAUAGUAUUCUGUCAUAAUGACCUCCUAUUGGCUAACAUUAUCUAUGAUGAACAGACCAAUAGUGUUUCAUUUGUUGAUUACGAGUAUGGGACGUUUAAUUACCAAGCCUUUGAUAUUGCCGAUCACUUUGCUGAAUACGCAGGUGUUGAUGAAGUGGACUACAAUAGAUACCCUGAAAAAGAAUAUCAGUUAAAAUGGCUGCAUAAAUAUCUCUCAGACUGGUACACAAUGAGAGGAAUUAAUAAAUAUGUCACUAAGAAAGACACUGAAAUAUUGUAUGUACAAGUCAACAAGUUUGUCUUGGCAUGCCAUUUAUUUUGGGGAUUAUGGGCACUGAUACAGUCAGCCAAUUCUGCCAUUGAUUUUGAUUUCUUAGGAUAUGGUAUUGAACGUCUUAAUGAAUAUUUCAAAAGAAAAGAAGAAUUUCUCUCAUUGGAGAUGCUGGUUGAUUAAUCACAGUCUUAUGAUGAUGUUAAUAGGAAUUCAUAAAUAUAUGAUUUCAUUAUGUACAAUUAUGUUUUAACCAAAUAAAAUGUUAUUAUUGGA
Molecule: messenger RNA, 1149 nt
Organism: Saccoglossus kowalevskii
Lineage: Eukaryota; Metazoa; Hemichordata; Enteropneusta; Harrimaniidae
Product: ethanolamine kinase 1-like
Biological process (GO): phosphatidylethanolamine biosynthetic process
Cellular component (GO): cytoplasm
Molecular function (GO): ethanolamine kinase activity
Source: RefSeq, a predicted model, not a curated record